Indicator indicator is the source of this 2023-nucleotide messenger RNA. RefSeq names its product microtubule associated protein 1 light chain 3 beta (gene MAP1LC3B). Lineage: Eukaryota; Metazoa; Chordata; Aves; Piciformes; Indicatoridae. Gene Ontology annotation, biological process: macroautophagy; autophagy of mitochondrion; autophagosome assembly. Bases 23 to 400 code for a protein of 125 amino acids. The record is from RefSeq and is a predicted model, not a curated record. Gene Ontology annotation, molecular function: ubiquitin protein ligase binding. The transcript has 4 exons. Gene Ontology annotation, cellular component: cytosol; autophagosome membrane; autophagosome.
CUGAGGCCGAGCAGCCGCCGCCAUGCCCUCGGAGAAGAGCUUCAAGCAGCGCCGCACUUUCGAGCAAAGAGUGGAAGAUGUACGACUGAUUCGAGAUCAGCACCCGACUAAAAUACCAGUGAUCAUUGAAAGGUACAAGGGAGAGAAGCAGCUUCCAGUUUUGGAUAAGACCAAGUUCCUGGUGCCGGAUCACGUCAACAUGAGUGAGCUCAUCAAAAUCAUCAGGCGACGCCUCCAGCUGAACUCCAACCAGGCCUUCUUCCUGCUGGUGAACGGACACAGCAUGGUGAGCGUUUCCACACCCAUAUCCGAGGUGUACGAGAGUGAGAAGGACGAGGACGGCUUCCUCUACAUGGUGUACGCCUCUCAGGAGACCUUCGGAGCGCAACCUUCUGCCUAAGACACACAGGCUGCUUCUAGCCUAGGAUUUGGGUUUACCCUCAGCCAUCACCCCCACUCUGCCCCACACACACCCCAGGGAAAGGCACGGAUGUCACCUACGCUCCCAGUCCCUUAGCAUAGUCUUGCUUUAGCAGACGUCUCAUCUUACCUUGCCUUGUUUGUGACUAUUAAACAGUGCAGACCAGCACCUCCAGCUUUGACACCUGCUGUAAUAUCCCACACAGGCACACUUGCAUUUCUGGACUUUCUGAACGGAACCUGAUUGUGCAUGUGACAAUUGCAAAGAAAGGGACACUCGAUUGGACUUUUAACAAGCAACCAGGCACCAGGGAGGAGCUAAAGUGUUUCAGGUGACAGUUUGCUGGAAAAAUCUCCCAUUGAUUCCUUACAGAUUUAUGAUUUCUUUUUUAGUGGGAAGGCUUCUCAUGAGAGCAAAUAUAUUUUAAACGUUCCAAAGCAGAGCUUCGUCGCCUGCAGCUCGAUGAGACUUGUGUCAGUGCUGCAGGGAGUUAAGGCUUGGGGUGAGCUGGGGGGGGGGUACAACUCUUUUUGUCUCUUUUUCUUUUUUUUUUUUUAUUUGUGGCACCACAAACUUAGCAACGGUGCCAGUUUCUGAAAUACUCAUACCAAACACCACAGCUUUAUUGUAGUUUUAGAAAGUGUUUAACUGUAAAAAUACACACCUGGACAAGUGACACUGAAAUAAACUCCAAUCUGCUCUGAAGUUCCAUCCCCCAUGUGAAACACCGUUGGUCCUGUGAGCUUACUUCCAAACCAUCACCCCUACCUUAGACUGGAGGUUUGCUGUUCCCUUUCCUGACUGCUGGGAGAAGGUUGUGGAGGGACCCUCUGCCAGCACCCAGGUGGGUUAAUGCAGUCUGAGAGGUGAGCAGAACCCACAUGACUCACCACCUCUAUCUGCUCAGCUGGGCAGGUGCGUUGGAGCCCUCCAGCUUUGCUGUACACACCUCCACACCCACCACUGGAGUUACCAACUCACACUGCCCAAUGUUCUGCACGUUACCACCAGAGCGGGGUCAGGGAGGAGCCGCUCGCGUUCAGGAGCUGUUGUUGAGCGUUGAUGAACAAAUGGUUCUUUUUUCUUUCCCAUCACUGAAGUCUCCUGCUGCUCACGCGGGGUCUGGAUGUUCCUGCUGUCCUGCAGAGCAGAGGUGUCUGUAGGAGCUGUGUUUUUCCUCUAGAGUCGUUGUGAAGCGUAGCAGGAUGAGGUUACUCGUGUAUAUUGCCUGUCUGUGAACUAACUACAUCUAUUACUGGAAGCUAACUUACUAUGGGGGGAGGGAAAGAAGCAAUACUACUGCGUCCUGGCACUCUAGCUCAGCACUCUAGCUCAGCAAGGGGUACACGUUGUACCCACCUGCACCUCUUUGCAUGCAUCUCAUUCACGCUCCCUUCCUUCCUGUUGUGUUUUUUUUUUUAAUUGUUCUUUGUGUUUUUACUUCCCAAUGUAAAGUUUUACAAUGCAGCUUGUUCUCUGUUUAAUUUUGUUCGUGUAAGACAUUGUUUAACUCAUAACUGACAACCAUACUUGUAAUUACAAGGUGAUUGACUGAUUAUUCCUGUACAAAUGUUGCUUUUUUAAGAUUAAUACAGUGCUGAU